Molecule: messenger RNA, 459 nt
Organism: Panicum virgatum (switchgrass)
Lineage: Eukaryota; Viridiplantae; Streptophyta; Magnoliopsida; Poales; Poaceae
Product: putative RING-H2 finger protein ATL50
Exons: 3
Coding region: 1-459 (152 amino acids)
Source: RefSeq, a predicted model, not a curated record
AUGGAGGAUGGGGAAAACGGGCUAGGGUUUGCGGCGGGGAACGAGGCCGGCUUCGACGCGGAUAAGGAGAGGGCGAGUGAAGAAGUGAAGGGCGGCACGUCACGCAACGAUGAACGGCACGUGGCGCGGAAGCCGAGGAUGGACGCCGGCGGACGACGCGGCUGUGACAUCUACGACGGCAUUGACGAAGAUGCUCUGUUCGCCGCUAUGUACGAGUACGACGACGAUGAGCUGCAGAGCCUGCCGGUGGUGACGGCGGGCCGCUCGCGCGAGGGGGAGGACUGCGCCGUCUGCCUGCAGAGCUUCUGCGCUGACGAGAAGCCCUGCUCCCACGCCUUCCAGUUCCACCAAGACUGCAUCUCCGAGUGGCUCCGCCGCAACGCCGUCUGCCCGCUCUGUCGCCACCAGCUGCCACCCGCCGAGGAGGACGGCAACGCCGACGAGCAGGUUGCUAGCUAG